AUGGAUUACUCCUUUCUCUCUCCUGAGAAGGAGGAAGAGGUUGAAGAUGAGUCAAGACUGGUCACAAUCCUGUGUCUGACUGACACGGUGACAGGUUGGCCGCUGGCACUUCAACUUCUCAACAAGUCAAGCGAAGUAGCCCAGUCCAGGUACUGUCUACAGAAUGUGGACCUCUACCUGAAGAACCUUGGGUACAACAAAGUCAUUCUACAGCAUGAUGGCGAGCCCUCAAUAAGAGCCCUGGCUGAGUCAAUCCAAGGACAUGUUGGAUCCAUCCGAGCCUCUGUGCGGGAGUCUCCGCCCAAGCAGCACCAGUCACAAGGAGCUGUGGAAUCCAUGAAUGGGUUUGUAGCAAGCCAAAUCCGAGCUUUGUGGCUCGACGUCAGGAAGCGGUAUCCUUCCUUGGACGUGUCCAGCAACUUGACACCGUGGCUUGUGCGCCACGCAGCAUGGCUGAUAGCACGUUUCCAGGAAUCGCAGACUAAUCAAGAGUUGAUGAACGACAUGAAAGGAACUCCUUGGCAACCCCGCGACCGGGAUGAGGCACAAGAUCAACAAACAAUUGCCACAGCCAGUGGCACUCCCAGCGCCAGCCGCAGCGGGUCCCACCGCGCUGGCAUCAGAGCCCCCGCUGGCAGAAAAGAUGGUCAAAAUGUUGACCAGGAUGGGUUAGUCGUGCAAGCCGCAGCCCAGCUGGAAGACCUACUUGGCGACCAAGCCGAGGACUUCCCAGCGGGUAUCCCCGCGGACAACGACGACGACGACGACGACGCGCUAAGCUGCGUGCCCACCACGCCAGCAAGAUCUGAAGCUGCAGAUCCUACGCCGGCAGCAAUGCCGAGCGGGCAGCCUCCGCCCUUCCGAGGAGGGAAGCGAGUAAGAGAUGAUCAGGCAGCGCUUGCACCAGGACAAGCCGAAGCCAAGCAGUCCAGGCAAGCAGGUGUCUUGCAGCCUUUGACAAAUCACGAGAUCUGGUCCCACAUCCAAGAAUGGGCCAACUCCAAAGAUAAGAGCAAUCCAAUGGCUUUGCAAAGGAUAGCCAAUGUGAUGGAUUUCGUCGACCAAUUGCUCGACCCAGAGGAGGUUGCCAAAGCGCGAAAAGUCCAACUUCAAAAGCUUUGGGCCUUGGGAGCAUUGGGAGCGAGGAGCAUAGCAUACAAGUCGCGCUUCACAUGCGCUGACGUUAAGGCUCGCCACAUGGCAAGCGAGGAGGAGGGAUUGGACGUGUUCGUUCCAACUCCGACCCCAGAAGCGCACAAUCUUCUGGAGGUCUAUGCUCUGACAAAGGGAGCCAGCGAAGGGAAGCAUGUCUACAUGCGUGCGCCAGUUGAAUGGCACGACAUCUUCCUUGAGUUGGAUGGAAACCUGUACGGCAGAAGGGCAGCCGGAUCCGUCUAUAGGAAUGAGCUGGAGGAAAUCCUCUGCUCAAGGGUUGAUCCACAGCGGUAUGCUUUCACUCGAGGUGAGAAAGAUCCGUGUGUCUUCCGUUGUGACAAGUCAGGGGUCAUCCUGAUCCACCACAUAGACGACGUCCGUAGGGCUGGACCGAAAGAAGCUGUAAAUCACUUGGUUGAAGUCGAAAUGCCGAAACACUGCGAGGUCCAAGCAGGAGAGCUCGAAAGCGAGGGAACAGCUGUUGAGUAUCUGGGUCGCACCAAGGUACGAACCAAAGACGCUAUCAUCACGAUACCAGAUGAGAAGCACAUCAAAGCUGUCAUCGCUGCUGCGGGAAUCUCCGCCAGAGACCGCAGUGAGGUUCCUUCCAAACAACUGAAGAACCUCUUAGAAACGGAGCCUCUUGGCGAGGCAGAUGCCAAGCUUUAUCGCUCGGCAGUGGGAUCAGCGAUCUACCUGUCGCUGGACAGGAGGGAGAUCCAGUACGCGGUGAAAGAAGCAGCGCGACACAUGUCGCAACCGCGAAAAUGUGACAUGCAAGCCGUCAAGACUCUCGCGGCAAACUUGCAGUCGCAUCCACAUGUUGGCCGAGUCACAACUUGUGAUCAUAACUGUAGCUCAGAGUGGCCAUGCGAAUUGUAUAGCCAUUCGGACUGGGCCGGAUGCCUGGAGACACGGCGAAGCACCGACUGUUACAUAGCAAUUAUAAUGGUGUGUGGUGCAAUCGUCGCAUGUGGCUCACAGACCCAACCGGGCCUACCAGCAGCUAUCUUCCUCAAGGAGCUGAUCACCCGAGAUUUUGGCCAGCAGUGCGGAAAGCCCCGCCUAUGGACGGACAGUUCAUCGGCAAUGCAAGCUUCCAAGCGCAUUGGACCAGGUUCCAAACUCAGACAUCUUGAAGUCUGUGAGUUCUAUGUGCAGCUUUGCAGUCCAAGCAGAUGGCUUUGGGCAAAGUCAAGGGCAUCACCAAACACCCAAAGAGUGGAACGGAAGUAA
Messenger RNA from Cladocopium goreaui, 2391 nucleotides. The record is from the annotation of a GenBank genome assembly. NCBI's taxonomy places the organism in Eukaryota, Dinophyceae, Suessiales, Symbiodiniaceae.